GGCCAGAUAAAUAUAUAAAAGGGUCAGAAACUCAGGACUCUCCAUCCACCUCUCAGGACUUACAUUCCCGCCGUGCUUGGCUCGCACCCUCCACCGCUGCAAGAUGACUCACCAUUACCAGAACCAGUGUGAUGAUGUGUGCUACUCGCCCUGCAACUACGGGACGGUGUACGGCUACCGGAGCUACGAGUGCGGGAGCCCCUGCGGCUUCCGGGGCUACGGGGGUCUGUGCGGGUACCGCGGCCUCUACGGCUUGGGCGACUGCUACGGCUACAGCUCCCGCUACUGCCACCCCUACUCUUCUCGCUACUGCUACCCCUACUCCUCCCGCUACACCCGUAGAUACAGCGUUGGCAGCUGCUACCCCUGCUAAAUCCAGCCCGAGUAGCCACGUGGGGACCCUGUAAGAAAACAAAGGUGAAAUCGUGAUUUACGGCUCCUGUAUGAAUUUUACCUGAGCUGAGCUGCCCGUGAGAGCAACCAAAGUCAGGAUACUCCGGGUACUUAGCACCUCGUCAAAUGCCUUGUUCUGCAGCUAUGUCCAACGAUCUGUUUUUACGCCCAGCUCCUGCUCUGUAGCCUUUGCUGGCGGGAUGUCGUGUGUUGCUGAUGUAUAGUUUUGCAACAGAAGAUGCAGACCGGAGGAGCCGAGGAGUCUCGCUGCUCUGGCUGCGGUGCCCCGGGGCGGAGCCAACAGCUCCGCUCAUCACCCCACGCUGCCACGGCCCCCAGCAAAGCAUCUUCUCCAAAAUGUAGCAACCCUUCAUCUACAGAGUGUACAAACCUCUGGAUGCUUCUCCUGUUCUGCAUUACUGCGAGCUGUAACUGCUGUAUACUGUGUUUCUUAUUCUCAUUAAAAGAUUUAGCAUUA
This is a messenger RNA of Rhea pennata, 871 nucleotides long. Its product is annotated as keratin-associated protein 20-1-like. The coding region runs from base 104 to 373 and encodes 89 amino acids. The record is from RefSeq and is a predicted model, not a curated record. The transcript is spliced from 2 exons. NCBI's taxonomy places the organism in Eukaryota, Metazoa, Chordata, Aves, Rheiformes, Rheidae.